AUGCUCCUUGGAGGGGUGCUACUUUCAGCAGCUGAAGGAAAAUCUGAAGAUGAGGUUGAUGAAGACUUCACACCGAUCUGGGUAGCUGGAGCUGUUCUUAUGACAUUGGGUGCAAUCUAUGCUGGGCAGUUGCUUCAUAGCGCUUCGAAGUUCUGCAUCAAGAGAUUGUGUGCGUCUGAGAAAGGCCCCAAGCGUAGGCCGAGAUCAAGGAGUGAAGAAACUGCAACGACUGAGUUUUCUGAGGAGGAGAACAUUUCAAUGGUAUCUGAUGAGGCGACAACGUUUGUGAGAAGGCAACGCGGUGGUAAAACUGCGAGCAGUGGGCCUAUGGUGGCUACAUCAAAAAGAUCCUCUUCGGGAGUUGCUGGCCCUUUUGUGACAAGCGCCGGAGCAGCUUCUUCCCUGUCUAUAACGACACAGUCGGGCUCGCGUGGCGAUGAUGAUGGAACUUCAUCCUUGAAUUUUCGGCCACAGUCGGGCUCGCGUGGCGAUGAUGAUGGAACUUCAUCCUUGAAUUUUAGGCCACAGUCGGGCUUGCGCAGUGCUGGUGGCGCUACUUCCUUGAACGGGAGCUCACGAUCGGGCUUCAAUGCAGCUGCCGCGGCGGGCGAACCUGCUGCUUCUCCAAGCGCUGCAGAGGCUUUGAGCGAGGGUAGUGUAGGAAGUAGUGAUGUUCCAAAGGGAGGUUCAAAGGGGCCAUAUCCAAGAAACCCUUGGAACGUUUUUCAGCACAUGCACAGGGGUAAGGGGCUUGAUUCGACCUCGAUGGCAUAUUUGUACAAGGAAGAGAAGGCUAAAGGGACGAGCAUCCUGACGCCACGGCAACUCCUGAAGACCCUGUCUCCAGGGAAGUCUCGUCCUGUUGAGGAUACGCCACCUGCUGCAGGUACAGGAGACACAGGUGGUGAAGUGUCAGGCCACCCUUCGGAGCGCUGCUCGGGAUCUGACUCAAUGGAUCCCAGGGAAAAGAACGAAGGGACACUUGACACCUCGGUCAGGUUGCACAUGGAGGGCUUGCAGCAAAGCUAUGACGCAUUGCAGCUGGAGUUUCAGCAACAGCAGGAGUUGCUGGAGCGGAGGAAUAGGAAACUGCAGGAAGUCCGGAAUCAGAUCCACGCAAAAGACCUGCAGCUGUCUGCGCUGCGGCAUGAGAUCCGGAUCAAAGAUGCCUUACUCAGCUGCCUCCAAGACGAGGAACGGCAGCACUAUGAGAUUGAGGACUUUGAGUUGCAGACGCUGCUGGAGAAGGCUCUGUCGCCUUUGACAGCCAUCCUCACUCGGCAAAUGGGAACUGCCGGGAGAGGAGACCAGGCGGCUGACGCCACUCGAAGGUCGGACGUGGCCAAAAGGUUGAGAGCCACUUCACCUAGAACGACAAAUGAGGCUGAAGUGAAGCCGACGCCUGCAAGAGCAGAAGAUCCUGCAGCCCUUGCGCGGAUUGAUGCACUGCAAGCGGAGGCAGCACUCUUGCGGGCAGAACUGCGGGAGGCUGAUCUCCAAAUCCAGACAGCUGCAUCGGAGUCUGCUGCAGCAAAUGCCGAUCUACGGGAGACUCGUCUCAGGCAUCAGCGCUGGCUCCGGAGUACGCAGGAGGAAUCAUUUCGACUGCGGAAAGAGAACCAGCGAUUGGAAAAGAGUUGUCAUCAGGCCAAUGCAGAGGAGCGACGGAUCGCAGACUUGGCUCAGUCUCAGCCUGCCAUCUGCCAAAAGCUCGCAGCCCUCAAGGCGGCCUGCGAGAAGCUCGAAUCGGAGAACGAAAAAUUGGAACAAGAGCUACAAGCAGGACAAGCUGAUCUCAACAGUGUCCGAGAUGUUCCUCAAGCUGGGCCUAGUCGUUCGGUGCAGAGGCUGGCUGCAGCCAGCACUUGGUCAGCCAAAGUCGUAGCGGCUACGACCCCGGAGAUAGCGGAAACAUUAACAUACAGGCGAAAGAAUGGAGAGAUAAGGAUACCCAUCACAGCCAUCAAGAACCGAGCCCGACCGCCCCCAGAAGCGUCUCGGAAACGGAAGAUGGAAAUGGACCAAGGGUUUGUCGAGGCAGAGUUCCAAAUAGGAGAACACCCUUUGGGUCUGGUAGUUGAUUGGUCAAUGGCUUUACCCGUGGUAUCCGGUGUUCUUCCAGGUACCCAUGCUUCGGUGCAAGAGGACUUACGACCUGGACUGGUUUUGCUGGCCAUCAACGAGAUUCCGUUGGUCAUUGGCGUCAGCCGCUAUGAAGCCAGGAACUCGAUUGUCGAAUGCCCCACAAAGGCAAUGUCUUCACAAUCCCCUUACAAUAAGACGAUAUGA
Molecule: messenger RNA, 2289 nt
Organism: Cladocopium goreaui
Lineage: Eukaryota; Dinophyceae; Suessiales; Symbiodiniaceae
Source: the annotation of a GenBank genome assembly